AUGGCUGCAUCAAACCCUGCUGGUACAACCUCAACCUACAUCGACAUCGCCUCCCUCACGUCAGACGAAUUCUCUCCAUAUUCUCAUGCCAACAAUCUCAUCGUCGCAACCAACAAUCCCUCGGAUCCCGCUAUUGACCUUACAACUCCGCUGUCACGCGUCUUAUUUGAUCUCCAAGAAAUCGACUCCCAUAUACAUACGUUGACCUCUCGAUCCGCACUAGAGAUAUUAACCUACACUUCUACCCAGAAUGCAGCCGCACAACGCAUUCUUGCCAAGGUCGAAGACGAGCGAGCCCGGCUUACCGCCAGCUACGACCGGUUGGAGAAGGAAGUGCUGGUUCGACAUCAGCGGGCAGUCGACGCAAAGGACGUGGCUCAGCGAAGCUGGGAAGUCCUCCGAUUAGGCCGCAGUAUGCAGAGGGUCCUUGCCCUUGCAAGGCAGCUCGAAGUGAUUCUGGCGGAGUCAGGGCUGGGAGGCACCACACGGCUCGGGAAAGAGGACCACACUGCCCUUGUCCGUGGGAGUCUCGUGAUCCUUGCCUUCCGCAACACCAUGAGUGGGAAGGACGGUCACGACCUUGGCCGUAUCAACCUCGUCAAGGCCUUGCGUGGUCGGGCUUUUGAGGACGGAGAAGCCAAGAUUCUUGAUUUUGCCCGCCGCGUCGUCCGCGAGUUUUCAAUGAGCACUCUCUCCUCUGCAUCUACUAGCGGACUGUCUACUGCGGGCCCUACAUUUCGCGAGACAGAGGACAGUCGUGCACGAUUCACCAGCGCAGUGCAUGCUCUCUAUCUCCUCUCACCGGCGCCCAAGAUCAAUGGAGAAAAAAUGGCCAGGAAAGAUUUCGAGCCUGAGUAUUUGAUCCGUGCAUUGCAGGGGUAUCUUCAGACAGCCAUCACCUCGAGUGCUGCCUCCAUUGGACGUGGUCUGGGCCAACUGCCGACUUUAGACAGAGCGUUAUUGGAGGCCAGCGCAAGGUGUCAGAACGUUGUGGCACUCGAAGUUUUACUGCGGGGGAUAUAUACACCGGAACACCCUCUAUUACGUGGCGAGGGAAGCGAUGGCAAAGUUAACGAUACCUCUGACGAGGAUAGCGAGGGGGAACCUGAGAUUCCGGGUCCAAAAAAGCAGUCGUCGGAUACUUUUCUCGCCCUCCUGCUCAGUGCCCUAGACACCGCGUCUCUUCCAUCCUACUUCUGGCGCUCUUUGGCAUCCUCUUUGGCUCCACGUGUAUCCGAUAUUCUCAGUCGCGGAGGAGUUGCCGCACGCACGCUUAGAAGCCAACGCGAUGUUGUCCGAGCAGAAAUCCGUGACUGUGUGCUACGGGGGUCCAAGAUGCCACGGAGCGUAGCUCUAGGAAACAGCCCUGCAGCAGCAAAGACAGAAGAGGUGGUGGAGAAUUGGGAAAGAGAGGCUGCUGUUAUGGUCGGAAGUGUAUUGGGCCCUCUGGGACGGUAA
This is a messenger RNA of Capronia epimyces CBS 606.96, 1458 nucleotides long. RefSeq lists its product as uncharacterized. The record is from RefSeq and is a predicted model, not a curated record. Bases 1 to 1458 code for a protein of 485 amino acids. Gene Ontology annotation, biological process: intra-Golgi vesicle-mediated transport. Lineage: Eukaryota; Fungi; Ascomycota; Eurotiomycetes; Chaetothyriales; Herpotrichiellaceae. The transcript has a single exon. Gene Ontology annotation, cellular component: COG complex.